AUGUCGGGUCUGUGCUCGCGGCGAGAGGCCGAGAAGCGCAUCCAGAGCUUCGACGUGACGGUCAACGGCCAUGUCGUGAUCGAUGUGGCCACGGUCGUGGAUCUGGACAAGGACGUCGUGGCUGUGGACGGCCGCGUGCUCACAAAGGCGCAGAAGGUCAAAGUGUGGAUGGCUCACAAGAUGAAGGGGGAGCUGGUAACCAGUAACGAUCCGCAAGGCCGUGCCACGAUCUUCGACCGCCUGCGAGUCAUGGGACUCACGCAGCACAUGAUGCCGGUGGGCCGACUCGACUUCAACACGGAGGGUCUGCUGCUGUUCACCAACGACGGCGACUACGCAAGGGAGCUGGAGCACCCCAAGACGGAAGUGACGCGCGUCUACCGCGCUCUUGUGCGCGGCAACGUGGCCGAGUCCAAGCUGCAAGAGCUCCAGCGUGGACCGCUGGUGGACGGGAUCAAGUACCGGCCGAUCAAGGUGACGGUGCAGUCCACGGACAAGGAGGACUCAUGGCUGCAGGUGAAAGUCACGGAGGGCAAGAACCGUGAGGUCCGAAAGGCGCUUGCUCACGUGCGGCUUGUGGUGAAGCGGUUAAUCCGCGUGCAGUAUGGACCGUACCGUCUUGCUGACCUCCCGUCCGGCGCCGUGCUAGAGGUGCGCGCGAAGCCUCUCGAGAAGAAGCAGUACAGGAAGCGGGAGGGCGACAAGAAGCGGUAG
Molecule: messenger RNA, 714 nt
Organism: Phytophthora sojae
Lineage: Eukaryota; Oomycota; Peronosporomycetes; Peronosporales; Peronosporaceae
Exons: 4
Coding region: 1-714 (237 amino acids)
Biological process (GO): pseudouridine synthesis
Molecular function (GO): RNA binding; pseudouridine synthase activity
Source: RefSeq, a predicted model, not a curated record